Echinostoma caproni is the source of this 1902-nucleotide messenger RNA. NCBI's taxonomy places the organism in Eukaryota, Metazoa, Platyhelminthes, Trematoda, Plagiorchiida, Echinostomatidae. The record is from the annotation of a GenBank genome assembly.
AUGACACUGAGUGUACAAAAGAAUUUCCCAUUUCCUCCAGCCAUUGUGAUUGAACUCCCGCACAGUUCACCUGGAAAUUCCAGUUGUGGAAGUCGUGAGGAUCUUGACGCGGAUACUCUGGGUGCUCUCAGUGAUACGGUGGAUGGAAAGCUAUCACAGAGUGCAAACUCUCCAUCCCUCAGACCCGGAAUUUUCUUAUCCCCUAAUGUUAUCUCGUCCAAAGAGUCAUCUAGUCCCCGAUCCAAUGACACCAUUCCAAACAGCCGGCCGAAUUCCCGUUCUUCUCGUCACUCGGUUACUUCAGCCACUGCCCAUCCACAAUGGGUUGUUCAUCCAUCCUCGUCUUCUUCAAAGGAUGCCACAUCGGAUUAUACACUUCUCGAUGUACCACGGAGUGGGCGUUCUCUCAGUCACUCUCAUUCCCUUCGCUCGGCCAGAAGUUAUAAAGAACGAUCUGCGUGUUUUCUCUACCCGGAAGACUUUGCAAAAAAUCACGAGUUCAGUUCGGGCGGAGUAUUGUCAGAAUUCGGGGGUAGUAUGGCUUGUUGCGGAUUGCACCCCGGAAUGGAAUCUGCCCAUUUGGCUUGUCCACACCGGUAUACCCGACAUGCACAUUACCACGCUCACUAUCCCUAUCCGUUUUUCCCAAACGACAAUCUGUCCGGGUCUAAUUUGAGUCAGCUCAGUGCCCUGGAAGUAAUGCACGAGAACUGUGGUCAGUUGUGCAUGCGUCAUCCGGCCAUGAAAGGUUCCCGUUCGGACAAACCCCGGAAAGUCAAACGUAGCUCACUCACUCCCACCUAUUCCAGCUCGGAUGCAUCGUCUCCGCAGCUGUCCACCAACUGUUUGCUCAACAUGUCUCCACAAAUUCCACAUUCCAAUCUGAGUAACUCGUUCCCAAUCACCACACAUAUGGCAAUUCCUGCCCACCUGCGUCGCACCUCUUCCAUGUCCGAGUACGCCACGGAAAUGAAGCCACGUCGCAGUUCGGACACAGAUUUUACCCGUUACGAACAGCUGAUGGCUCAACAGGGUACUAGCGAGCCACCGAAAUCCCGCUGUCGUCCAAAUGGACGUGGAGUUCACCGACAUUUUUCCCUUUCACAUGGACCGUGCUUUGCCGCCCACGCGCAUGAUAUAGCCCCAGUCCCAUGUUACGUAGGCCCGCCAACUGGAUUUCUCAGUCACAAUAGUUCAUAUGCCAUUCGUUCCCCUCUCUCACAGCGUCGGCAUACUGAUGGCACAGACACGAAACCGUACUGGUUACAGCCUCCAUUUCAUACACGUCGUGCUCGAUCGGUCAACUGUCAGACACUGGGCGAAUUGAUCACACAAACACCUGCAGCAGUAUCCGGACAGCAUUUGUCUCACUGUAUGAGUUGCCUUAAUCCCGGCACACACUGCACGUGUCGCGGUAACACUAGCACGUAUUCCGUACGGAUUCCCAUGCCCCAAACAGAGACCAGAACAAGCUCCGUACUGGGUAGCGAUCCAGACAAUGAGGCGGUGAAAUUGUGGGUCGAGGAUGAAGAAGAGGAGGAGCAGGAGUAUCACCAAGCGGUGGACGAGGACGAGGAUGAGGAUGAGGAGGACACACGAAUCGAAACGCGCAUGCUUCCGAACAAGUCCAGUUCAAAUGGACUUUGUUUCUGUCAACUGAUUGUACUUCUUGUGUCCAUGCAAAUUGUCCUCGGACUUGCUGCAACCGGGUUGGGCCUGUAUCUACGAUGGCGUGUUCCCCUGCUACCCACAGAAGAAUGCUCAUUUUGGGCAGCUGUACCGGUAAGUAGACUGUUGCGUAUCUUUUUUCAUUGUUACUCUGGUCUAUUCGCAGUCCACCACCCCUCACCCCUCACUCAAUACCAUUCAGUAGGCUUGAUUCGAACAAGAUCUCCAAGUUAG